CUUCAUCAUCGGUCCACGACUCGACACUUGCACACCUAUACAUAUCAUAGAGACAAGAACAAGUCAUCCAACUCAACAUCAAUCAUGCUCUCACGUAGCUGGUCGAUACACCAGCUCACCCUCUGCGUGUUCGUUUCACUCGCGGUGGCUCAUUCGGACCAUUCGUUCGACCUGAAUGACGAGAAUGAUGCGGGAAUGCCAUAUGCUGAGCGGCAUAUGCACACGGAACAUCAUAUUGACUCAUUCGACCUCGAAUCAUUCUUCAAAAUUCACGAUCUGGACUUGAACAACGUAUGGGACAGAGCCGAGAUUGAAGCUGUCUACGGGCUCCACCAUCAUUCCGUCAUACCGAAGCAAGGCAAGCACGGUCAUGCCGAUCAUGCGUCUGAGGGCGAAAGCAAAAGUCAAGCUCUGGGUGAAAGGGCAGGACCUAUCGUCGAUGAGGUAUUGAGGAAACUGGACAAGAAUGGGGAUGGCAAAAUCUCGCUUCAGGAAUUCAUGGAUGGUGGACCGGAUGGAUUGCCCAGUUUCGAAGGAUACAAGGAUCUAGGGCACCACUACGACGAAGAGUCCGAAUACUUCCUGCAUCAUGAAGAGCUAUACCACAGCACUCCCGAGACACAGACAGACGAGUCGUACACUCAUCCAGAGGAUAUCGAACAUUUCAGACACCACGCACACAUCGAGGCUGAAGAAGAUGCUCGCGAACGCAAAUUUGCAGGUCUCGACGCCGAUGCUGACCUGUCUCAAGAUCACCCAGUUGUCGAUCCAUUAGAUCAACAUGAUCGAGAUGGGCAACAAAAAGUAUACAAAGUUCCCACCGAGGACAUGGAGGAUGGUCAACCGAUGCGAUUACAUCGUGAGGCAAAGGACGCUGGACCUCAGCGACUGGGAGCAGACGGCGCAGGUGAUGCGACUCAACGAUGGGAACGGAUGAAGAAUGUCGUCAAGGGUGAUAGGAGACAUGGUGGAGAUGAUCGAACGAGGGCCAGCGGACCGUAUAAAUCAAAGUUCCGUAAAGGUCUACGCGCAGACGAAUUUUGACGACUAUGCGUUGUCUCACCGUAGAAACUGUAUAGCUUUAUCGCCAUGCACACUGUAUCGAGCAGAGCAUU
Molecule: messenger RNA, 1115 nt
Organism: Kockovaella imperatae
Lineage: Eukaryota; Fungi; Basidiomycota; Tremellomycetes; Tremellales; Cuniculitremaceae
Exons: 10
Coding region: 85-1044 (319 amino acids)
Cellular component (GO): endoplasmic reticulum-Golgi intermediate compartment; extracellular exosome
Molecular function (GO): calcium ion binding
Source: RefSeq, a predicted model, not a curated record